CGUGUGAGGGUGCGCCUGAGCGCGUGUGCCCAGCACCCAGCGCCAGCACCAUGCCCGUACACUGGCUGGCCUUUCCCUGGCUCUUGCCGCCGUCACCGCAGCUGCUGCUGCUAUUGCUGCUGAGCGGAGGCAGAGGCUGGGGCUUCGCGUCCUGGGCCCGGGCGGAGGAGGCUGGGGAGCCCCUGGGCGCCCAGGGAGCAGACGGAGAGGACCCACAUGCCAAGCACCUGUACACGGGAGACAUGUUCACCCACGGCAUCCAGAGCGCCGCGCACUUCGUCAUGUUCUUCGCGCCCUGGUGUGGACACUGCCAGCGGCUUCAGCCAACUUGGAAUGACCUGGGAGAUAAAUAUAAUAGCAUGGAAGAUGCGAAGGUCUAUGUUGCAAAGGUGGAUUGCACAGCAGAUAGUGAAGUGUGCUCUGCACAGGGUGUUAGAGGAUACCCUACCUUAAAGUUUUUCAAACCAGGUCAAGAAGCUGUGAAAUACCAGGGUCCCAGGGAUUUCCAGACUUUGGAAAAUUGGAUGCUUCAGACACUAAAUGAAGAGCCUGCUACACCAGAGCCUGAACCAGAAUUGCCAACAGCCCCAGAACUCAAGCAGGGACUAUAUGAGCUGUCGGCAGCCAACUUCAAACUACAUGUGGCAGAAGGCAACCACUUUAUCAAAUUCUUUGCCCCAUGGUGUGGCCAUUGUAAGGCUUUGGCUCCAACCUGGGAACAGCUGGCUUCAAGUCUUGAACAUUCAGAAGCUGUCAGGAUUGGCAAGGUUGACUGUACACAGCAUUAUGAACUCUGCUCUGGAAAUCAAGUACGUGGCUAUCCCACGCUUCUGUGGUUUAGGAACGGUGAAAAGAUUGACCAGUACAAAGGAAAGAGGGAUUUGGAUUCUCUAAAAGAAUAUGUGGAGUUGCAGCUACGGAGUGUUGUAGGGGAAGCCUCAGAAACUAUCGAGGCUGCUGAGGCCCCAGAACUCACUGCAGAACCUGAGAGUGCUGUGCUUUCUCUCUCCGAAAAGGAUUUUGAUGACACAAUUGCUGAAGGAAUAACUUUUGUCAAGUUUUAUGCUCCAUGGUGUGGUCACUGUAAGAAUCUGGCUCCCACAUGGGAAAGCCUUUCCAAAAAGGAAUUCCCUGGCUUGACAGGAGUCAAGAUAGCAAAAGUAGAUUGUACUGUUGAACGAGCUAUUUGCAGCAAAUAUUCGGUACGAGGCUACCCAACAUUGCUGUUCUUCCGUGCAGGAGAAAAAAUCACCGAACACAAUGGAGCUAGGGACCUUGAAACAUUACACAGCUUUGUUUUGCGACAGGCAAAAGAUGAACUGUAGAAUCUCACUUGGGAGUAAUUUCCCUGACUGUUCUCCUAUGUCCAACUUGUAGGAGUUAAUCCAUGCUAAUGUUACUGAGUCUCAAAUGGUGGUUAUUUGGAAAACUGAAUGUACUAAAUUUGUGAUAUCUUCUGUGUGUGCGUGUUUUUUAAGCCAACACACUGUACUGAUUCUUUAUUAGGUUUGUCUGGGUAAAUAUCUAACAAAUAGUCACUGUGCAAACUGAAUAUUUUCAGUGGCAGUAGAGCAAUAACUGCCCCUUGACCUUCCUUUGAUGAAAUUCGAAUGGCUUCCUUUAAGACAUAAGUAGAGGGCAAGAAAAUCAAAUUAAGUGAAUUGGCAGACUAUUUUUGGCAUUGGGAUAAUCUUGGUCAAAAGCAGCUUCAAUUGCCCACAGUUGCUAGAAAGAUAGGAACCUGUAGAACUCCUGUUGCCUUUUAAAGUAAAACUCACCACUUAAGACUUUUGGUAACUUAUUUGAAAAAGAGUUUAAAGAUCAAACUCCCACUUUUGGAAGAUCCUGAAAUGCCACCACCAUGGGAUUCUCAUUUCUGUUCCUGUUUCGUCAUGGGAAGUUAGCCAAAAUGAUGGUACUUUUAACCUGUGCCUGAGUAAGAUUAUGUGAUGCCAUAAUUGUAUGUGUGUAUGUGUCUCUCUUUCCAUGUCAGGUGAAUUGUUACUUGAGAUUCUCUCGUUUGUUCCUUAUGGGGCAAAAAUCACACUGCUUCAUUUCUCUUUACUUGAAGCUGGAGUAUUCUCGAACUUUAAAGUUUGAUUAUUCUACUCAUAGAGAAGUAGGAGAGGUAUCAAAGAGCCUUUUAAAAAGUAUCUGCAAGCUCUCCUCAAACUUGGAAAAGGGCUAUUUUAGGAAACUUUGAAAGUAGCCCUGAGUAUAUUCUAUUAAUAAAUUUUUUAAUUCCUUAGUGAAGAUUCAGAUUAAACUCUUUACCUGAAAAAAAAUAAGAAGUAGGGUGGCCUUUUGUUUGAUCAUUCAACUAGGUGUGGUUAUAAGGACACGAAAUACUGCUGCAGUGUUCUAAAUGCAGAACCGUAACUAGGAUAAACCGACUGGGGCUUUGCCACAGGGCACUGAAAUUUAAAGGGCACAACAAUUUAACACAUCUACUUAAGUUAGAUGCUGCUGUAAUAAUUGCUUCCUCCUGCUCACUUAAAUUCAUUUAGUUAUAUGUAUUAUUUUUCACACUGUGAAUUCACAAAGUUGAUUUGAGGGGCUCAUUUUGUACUCUGUCCUAAACACACAUUUUGUGCUCCUUGCCCCAUGGGCCAAAAAUUGCUAGUUACGGCUCUCACUGUAACCUCUCCAAAAAUUUCCUAAAAAUAUAAGUGAUCCCUUAAGAAAUUUAAUUGGAAUAUGGAUGCUUUGUACUGCCUUGAAAGAUGAUUCUAUGGUGUUCAAGUGUGCUUUUCUCUACCCCUCCCCCAAACCCCUUGUGACCAGAACCAAAGAAUGGGUGGGUGGUAUGUGUAUAAAUCAUUUUGGAAAUAAGCAGCUCCAUAGCUAAAUUCA
Molecule: messenger RNA, 2853 nt
Organism: Vombatus ursinus (common wombat)
Lineage: Eukaryota; Metazoa; Chordata; Mammalia; Diprotodontia; Vombatidae
Gene: TXNDC5
Product: thioredoxin domain containing 5
Exons: 10
Coding region: 51-1325 (424 amino acids)
Biological process (GO): protein folding
Cellular component (GO): endoplasmic reticulum
Molecular function (GO): protein disulfide isomerase activity
Source: RefSeq, a predicted model, not a curated record